Hypomesus transpacificus is the source of this 1333-nucleotide messenger RNA. RefSeq names its product FKBP prolyl isomerase 7 (gene fkbp7). Lineage: Eukaryota; Metazoa; Chordata; Actinopteri; Osmeriformes; Osmeridae. The transcript has 4 exons. The record is from RefSeq and is a predicted model, not a curated record. Gene Ontology annotation, molecular function: calcium ion binding; peptidyl-prolyl cis-trans isomerase activity. Bases 53 to 703 code for a protein of 216 amino acids.
AAGGACAUUUUCCAGACCCUCCUUGAAUUGCCACGAACACAGCUAUACUAGCAUGAUGAAGACAUCGUUUAUUUUUCAACGGUGUUGUCUACAAAUGUAUGUCCUCGCUCAUUUUGUUUUUUCUAAUACAUCAAACGGUGAUGUGAAAAUAGAGGUUUUAUUCAAACCUGAGAUCUGCACAGAGAGAAGCACAAAGGGAAAACUUCUAAACGCACACUAUGAUGGAUACCUUGCAAAAGACGGAUCGCAAUUCUACUGCAGUCGCUCAGACAAAGCCGGACAUCCUCAGUGGUUUGUGCUGGGUGUUGGACAAGUAAUCAAAGGUCUUGAUAUUGGAUUGAAUGACAUGUGUCCUGGAGAGAAGCGUAAAAUUACAGUCCCACCUGCUUUAGCAUUUGGAGAAAAAGGCAAAGAUCCAGUCCCACCCAAUGCUACUUUGAUCUUUGAGGUGGAACUCUACUCAGUGUCCAGAGGACCACGCAGCAUGGAAUCCUUUAGAGAGAUAGACGUUGAUAAUGACAGAACUCUCACAAAGGCUGAGGUCAAAGCAUACUUGAAGAUGGAGUAUGAGAAAGGUGAUGGUCAACGUGAUGAGGUCUUCUAUGAGAAGAUACUGGCUGACAUAUUCCAAAAGAGUGACAACAAUGGAGAUGGAUCAAUUACAGCCAGGGAGUACAAUGUUUAUGGACAUGAUGAACUAUAGUACUAACAAUGGCUCAUUUCUUAUACUAGUUUGUUAGAAUUUUCGAAGGGGAAAACCAAGACAAGUUCUUAUUUUUUCCCUGUCAAUUCUCCAUUUUGACAAACAUGACUUUUUGGUUGUGACAAAAAAACAUUUUUUGUCAAAACAAUGUUAAUUAAGCUUAUGCCAUAGGAAGUGUAUUUUCGAAAGGACAGUAAGUAUAGUCUCUGGAAGAGCAUGCUUUGACAAUCAAUUGUACGAAAAUGCACAUAAAAAUUACAUAGUUGAAAAGCCAACAAAUGUAGUACUUACAAAAUAAAUGUAUAUCUAUUUGUACAUUUGAGCUACACUCAACCAGUUUUGAAAAUUGUUUGUAAAUUGAACAACUCCGUUUUAGAUUACACUUUUACACAAGUGACAUGUCAUAUAUUAAUAAGUGCUACAUAAAUAAGAAAAGGAAAAUGUUUGGAACACAAAAUGGUAUUUUGCCCAAAAUGUAAGUAAGUGCAAAGAAAAUGACAACUGAUGUUACACCUUUCAAAUGCCUCUAAAAUUCUAUUGCUAAACCAAUACUAGCAUUAUAUGUUUAACCACUACAAAACAGUAGAGCAUAGCAUCAAGUUAAAAUAAAAGAAUAUAUAUUUCAACAAA